Molecule: messenger RNA, 1878 nt
Organism: Scomber scombrus (Atlantic mackerel)
Lineage: Eukaryota; Metazoa; Chordata; Actinopteri; Scombriformes; Scombridae
Product: zinc finger BED domain-containing protein 5-like
Exons: 1
Coding region: 1-1878 (625 amino acids)
Source: RefSeq, a predicted model, not a curated record
AUGGAGAAGUUUUUGAGAAGGGAAAAUGCAAAUGCCGAACAGGGCCCUGGACAAAAUUCUGACCCAGAUGAAGGCCCAAGUAUGAGUGGUCAACAAAAGAAAAAAGACAAGACGGUGAGCUCGAGGCAAUACAGCGAAAGCUAUCUUUCAUUUGGAUUUACGUUCACCGGGGAUGCAACGGCACCGAGUCUGCUGUGCUUGGUGUGUGGUGAGAAGCUAUCCAAUAGCGCCAUGGUGCCAAGCAAGCUUAAACGCCAUCUCCAAACGAAACACCCUUCCGUUCAAAACAAGUCGAUGGACUAUUUUGUACGCUUACGUACAAACAAUGAGAAACAGGCAACUGUUUUGAGAAAAACCACAAAGGUAAACGAGAGAGCCCUCAAAGCUAGCUACCUUGUUGCUGAACUCGUAGCUAAAACAAAAAAGUCCCACAGCGUGGCAGAAACAUUAAUACUGCCAGCUUGUAAAGCCAUUGUGAAUGAGAUGCUCGGCCCUGACGCGGCCAAAGAGAUCGCCAAAGUGCCUCUCUCAGAUAACACAAUUGCCAGACGUAUUGAUGACAUGUCUGCGGACAUAGAAACUGUUGUUUUGGAAAAGAUGCGCAUCAGUAAGAAAUUUGCCUUGCAACUUGAUGAGUCGACGGAUAUUAGUGGACAUUGUCAGCUCUUGGCCAACGUGCGUUUUGUGGAUGGAGAAGCCAUUAGAGAAAACUUCCUAUUUUGCAAGGCACUGCCAGAAAAAUCAACAGGAGAGGAAAUAUUUCGGGUCACGUCGGAAUAUCUUGACAAAAGCGGGCUUACGUGGGAAAACUGCACAGGUGUCUGCACUGAUGGAGCCGCAGCCAUGGUCGGGCGCAUCAAAGGCUUCGUAAGUAGGGUCAAAGAAAGAAACCCAGCUGUUACUGUUACGCACUGUUUUUUGCACCGUGAGGCCCGCGUUGCAAAGACCUUACGAGCAGAUCUAGCUCCUGUGUUGGAUGAUGUUGUGCACUUAGUGAACUUUGUGAAGACGCGACCUUUGAAAUCUCGCUUAUUUGCGUCUCUGUGUGAGGAAAUGGGAGCGGAACAUAAAGUGUUAUUGCUCCACACGGAGGUCAGGUGGCUGUCGCGCGGCAAAGUGCUGGCCCGUGUGUAUGAGCUCCGAGAGGAACUUGCAGUGUUUCUGACAGACGAGAGGCCCGAUUUCUCAAAGCUGCUUGCAAGUGAUCAGUGGUGUGCAAAGCUGGCAUACCUGGCUGAUAUAUUUCAUCAUCUGAAUGAACUGAACACACGGAUGCAAGGCCGAAAUGAAAACCUGCUUACAAGCACUGACAAAAUGAACGGAUUCCGUUUAAAGGUGCAGCUCUGGCAACAACAUGUGCAGCGUGGCAACCUUGAGAUGUUCCCACUCACCGAGAAACUGCAGGAUGGCAACACUGCUGCAAUGUGCGAGGUGAUUGGCAAACAUUUGAAAACUCUGGAGGAGAAGUUGUCAUUUUAUUUCUCUGCAGCCUUCACAGAAUGCCUUGACUGGGUUAGGGACCCAUACAGCUCAGCAUCCGUUGCUGGAAAGGACAUGACUUUAAAGGAGCAAGAGGAACUCAUUGAACUGAAACAAGAUCGUGGUUUAAAGCUAAACUUUGCUGAUCUUCCUUUGGACAGUUUUUGGUUAGCUGUUGCCAAGGAGUUCCCCAUUCUGGCCAACAAAGCUAUUUUGACAUUGCUCCCGUUUUCAACCACAUAUCUGUGUGAGCUGAGCUUCUCAAGCCUGACAGCGAUAAAAACUAAAAACAGAGAGAGACUGAGAGCUGUUGAGGAAGAGCUUCGUGUGUGUCUUUCUACCAUUCCUGCCAGGAUAUCCUUGUUGUGUUCAUCGAAACAGGCCCAGGUUUCACACUAA